Juglans regia (Persian walnut) is the source of this 2316-nucleotide messenger RNA. Its product is annotated as MDIS1-interacting receptor like kinase 2-like. The coding region runs from base 1 to 2316 and encodes 771 amino acids. NCBI's taxonomy places the organism in Eukaryota, Viridiplantae, Streptophyta, Magnoliopsida, Fagales, Juglandaceae. Gene Ontology annotation, molecular function: protein kinase activity; protein binding; ATP binding. Gene Ontology annotation, biological process: protein phosphorylation. The record is from RefSeq and is a predicted model, not a curated record. The transcript has 2 exons.
AUGGGCCGCCUAAAUUCUCUAGCCAGUCUUGAUCUUUCCGGAAACUGUUUAGAAGGUCCCAUCCCUAGUUCUUUAGGUAAUUUGAGAAGUCUUACUUUUUUGCACCUCUCUCAAAAUCAACUUUCUGGCUUCAUUCCUGAAGAAAUAGGCCGCCUAAAUUCUCUAACCCAUCUUGCGCUAGCCGAAAACCAACUCCAAGGUCCGAUUCCCCGUUCGUUUGCUAAUUUGAGCAAUUUACAAGCCUUGCAUCUUCGUGAUAACCGACUUUCCGGUCCCAUCCCACAAGGAGUCGGAGGUUCCAUGAACAUGGCAAGUUUGCAACUUAGCGGAAACCAAUUUACCGGCUCCUUGCCCGAAAGUAUUUGUCAUGGUGGUUCACUUCAGAAUUUUUCAAUAACCAACAAUAGUUUCAGAGGUCGAGUUCCGCAAAACCUAAAAACUUGCACGAGCUUAGGGAGAGUCUUCUUGAAUGGAAACCAACUCACUGGAGAUAUAUCUCAAGUCUUUGGUGCCUAUCCAAACUUGGUCAUCAUAGAUCUAAGCCACAAUCACUUUUAUGGCAAGAUCUCAAGUAAUUGGGGGCAAAGUCUAAAAUUAGGGAAUCUAAGAAUGAGAGGGAACAACAUUAGCGGUAGCAUACCGCCGGAGAUUGGAAACUGCAUUCAACUACGUGUGCUUGAUUUUUCUUUAAAUCAUAUAGUUGGGGCAAUUCCGAAGGAACUAGGAAAGUUGACUUCUCUAGAGAAGUUGUGGUUGAAUGGAAAUCAUCUCUCUGGUGCUAUACCUGUGGAAUUCGAGUCAUUGACCAAUCUCGAAUUUCUAGACAUAUCCUCGAACAUAUUGUGCAAGUCAAUUCCACGUAAUCUUGGGAACAGCUUCUCGAAAUUGAACCACUUGAAUUUAAGCCAUAACAAUUUUAGUCAAGAACUUCCUAUCUCGCUUAUGAGCUUAUUUCAUCUCUCCAAACUAGAUUUAAGCUAUAACUCUUUAACUGGAGAGAUACCGUCAGAAAGCAGCAGAAUGCAAAGCUUGGAGGUGCUCAAUCUCUCUCACAAUCAUCUUUCUGGCAUUAUUCCGACUACCUUUGAAGAAAUGCAUGGCUUGUUGCAUGUUGACAUAUCUUACAAUGAGUUACACGGCCUCAUUCCCAACAACAAAGCAUUUUUAGAUGCUCCCUUGGAAGCCUUGCAAGGUAACAAGGGAUUGUGCGGUAACGUUAAAGGGCUGCCCCCAUGCAAAGUUCAUAAAUCAAAAAAGGGCCACAUGAAAGCCGAGUUCAUAAUCAUUUUUCCUGUUUUGGGAUCACUUUUGGUUUUGUUUGUUUUCUUCCUAGUUCUUCGAAUUUUACAAAGAAGAAAGAAAUAUCGGCAUCCCCAAUUAGAACAAAGCGACAAGCAUGAAGGAGGAUCUCUUUUUGUGUCAAGCACUUUCGAUGGAAGAAAAAUGUAUGAAGAGAUCAUAAGAACAACGGAAGCGUUCAAUGACAUAUAUUGCAUUGGGGAGGGAGGAUAUGGAAGAACAUAUAAAGCAAAAUUGUCAUCGGGUGAUAUGGUAGCUGUGAAGAAACUCCACCAAGUACUUAAUGAUGAGAAAAGAUCCCAAAAGGCAUUCUUAAAUGAGAUAAAGACAUUAACUGAAAUACGACAUCGAAAUAUCAUCAAACUUCAUUGCUUCUGUUCGCAUGCUAGACAUUCAUUUUUGGUUUACGAAUAUCUAGAAAUGGGUAGUUUGGCAAGAAUGUUGAAUAGUGAAGAAGAUGCUAAAGAAUUGGACUGGAGCAAGAGAUUGAAUAUUGUCAAAAGUGUGGCUUAUGCCUUGUCUUACAUGCACCAUGAUUGCUCACCACCAAUAAUUCAUCGGGAUAUCAAAAGUAACAACAUCUUGUUGGAUUCUCAAUAUGUGGCCCAUGUUUCAGAUUUUGGUACUGCUAAGAUUUUGGAGCUAGAUUCAUCCAAUUGGACUUCCCUUGCAGGCACAUAUGGAUAUAUAGCACCAGAAUUUGCUUAUACAAUGAAGAUAACCGAGAAAUGUGAUGUAUACAGCUUUGGUGUGUUGGUAUUAGAAGUGAUGAUAGGAAAGUAUCCGGGUGAUUUCAUCUCCUCAGUUAAGUCAUCUGAUCCAUCAAUUGAGAUAAGUAUUCAGCUGAAAGAUGUGUUGGACCAACGCCUUCCAUUUCCAACGCCCCAAGUUGAGGCCGAGCUUGUAAGGGUUGCAAAGAUUGCUAUUGAAUGCUUAAAUGACCUUUCAGAAUCCAGGCCGACUAUGCACUUGAUUUCUAAAGUAUUAGUUGCGGCCCAAACUACAGCCUCCAGCUAG